UGAACAAAUAGAAACCACGGUGCAGAAUCAAGAAACCGUCAAUCAUUCUGAUGAGCAGCAGCCUGAUCUGUCCUCUGAUGUGUCAUCUGGAGACAAGCAAAGAGCAAUUGAAAUGAACUUUGGACAGCAGCGUGGAUGGCAUGAGGAGACUGUAUUGAGUCCCACUGCUAUUGCCCCGACAGCAAGGUCCCUGUCUAAACAAUGCUGUUAGACUCUGGUGGUGGCAGGACAAGACAGUCAAGAGAUGUAACAGAUGGUUCCCACAUCCUAAACUCCUUUACGCAGAAGUCACUGGUUAAUUUGACAAUCGUGAAACUGAUCGGACAUUGAUAUGGAAAAGGGAUCUCGCACUUUCAGGACAGUUUAAGAGCUCGGCAGUAUAAGAUAAGCACAGCAUGCCUCGAAGUCCAACGUCAAGUGAAGAUGAAAUGGCACAAAGCAUUUCUGAUUAUUCUGUUGAAUCUGAAUCUGACAGCUCAAAGGAAGAAACAAUCUAUGACACUAUCAAAGCAACAGCAGAGACGCCCUGUGCCAAGAUGGAUGACAUACAGAACAAUACAUUGGUCAUCAGGAUCAUCAUUCCUGACUUGCAGCAAACGAAAUGCAUGAGAUUUAAUCCUGAUGCUACCGUGUGGGUGGCCAAGCAACGUGUCCUGUGUACUCUGAAUCAGAGUUUGAAAGACGUGCUGAAUUAUGGCCUGUUCCAACCAGCAAGCAAUGGAAGAGAUGGAAAGUUCCUGGAUGAGGAAAGACUGCUCAAAGAAUACCCUCAGCCAAUAAACAAGGGCGUUGCCUCGCUAGAGUUUUCUUACAAGAAAAGAGUCUACAGGCAAGGCAACAUUGAUGAAAAGCAACUUGCAAAGGUGCAUACAAAGGCCAACCUUAGGAAAUUUUUGGAUUACAUUCAGCAUCGUUCAAUUGAGAAAAUCACUAAACUAUUGGAUAGAGGACUGGACCCUAAUUAUUAUGACGCAGAGAAUGGAGAAACUCCGCUGACAUUAGCCGCUCAGCUGGACAGCUCAGUGGAGGUCAUCAAAGCUCUCAGAAAUGGGGGCGCACAUUUGGACUUCAGAGCCAAGGACGGCGUAACAGCUGUACACAAAGCAGCGAGGGCGAGGAAUCAAACUGCACUCAUGACUUUCCUGGAACUGGGAGCUUCUGCAGAUUAUAAAGACUGUCGAGGCCUGACUGCACUUUAUCACACUGCGAUGGUAGGAGGAGACCCUUAUUGCUGUGAACUGCUGCUCCAUGAACACGCCUCAAUUGGUUGCAAGGAUGAGAAUGGAUGGCAGGAAAUCCACCAGGCUUGUCGUUAUGGUCACGUCCAACAUCUGGAGCAUCUGCUGUUCUACGGGGCUGAUAUGAGAGCACAGAACGCUUCUGGAAACACAGCUCUGCACGUGUGUGCACUUUAUAAUCAGGAAAGCUGUGCCCGGGUUCUGUUGUUUCGUGGAACCAACAAGGAAAUAAAGAAUUACAACAGCCAGACACCUUUUCAGGUGGCUAUCAUUGCAGGAAACUUCGAGCUGGCUGAGUUUAUUAAGAACCACAAGAAAACGGAUAUUGUGCCCUUUCGAGAGGCACCGACCUAUUCGAAUCGAAGGCGGGGGCCUCAGAACACUCUCUCGACCCCACGUGUUUUGCUUCGUUCCAACAGUGACAACAACCUGAACAUCAACGACAUACAAGACUGGCCAGCCAACAAAUCUGCCACUUCACACCGGAGCCUGUCACCACAACUACUGCAACAGAUGCAGAACAAUCCCAAUGGCACUAUAAAGAGUGGGAGUGGUACCCAUGGCUCCCGCAGCCGUUCACCAUCCCUGAAUAGAAUUGGAGAGGAAGUCAAGAGAACGCAGCAUCGACAGAUCAGUCCUUCUGUUAAUAAAGAGUCGGUCUCCGAAUUGGAACACCAAGGAUCCAAACGCAAACUCUAUAGUGCAGUUCCUGGAAGGCAAUUUGUUGUUUUGAGGUCGUAUCAGCCUCAAGGAGAUGGGGAGAUUCCCCUCCACAAAGGAGAUAGGGUGAAAGUUCUGAGUAUUGGGGAAGGAGGAUUCUGGGAAGGUAGUACACGGGGACAUGUUGGAUGGUUUCCUUCAGAAUAUAUUGAAGAAGUUCCAGCAAAUGAGGCCAAACCAGAAACCCGUACAGACAGAGCGAAGAAAUUAUUUAGGCACUACACUGUUGGAUCCUAUGACAGUUUUGAUGCCACAAGUGACUGCAUCAUCGAGGAGAAAACAGUGGUCCUGCAGAAAAAAGACAAUGAAGGCUUUGGCUUUGUGCUUCGUGGGGCGAAAGCUGAUACACCAAUUGAGGAAUUCACACCAACCCCAGCCUUCCCUGCUCUUCAGUACUUAGAGUCAGUAGAUGAAGGUGGAGUAGCAUGGCAAGCAGGAUUAAGAACGGGUGAUUUCUUGAUAGAGGUCAACAAUGAAAACGUAGUGAAAGUUGGCCACAGACAAGUGGUAAACAUGAUCCGACAUGGAGGAAACCACUUGAUCUUAAAAGUGGUCACAGUAAGCAGAAAUCUUGACCCAGAGGAUACAGCUCGAAAGAAAGCCCCACCACCUCCGAAGCGAGCGCCCACGACUGCUCUAACAUUGCGGUCGAAGUCUAUGACCUCGGAACUCGAAGAUCUAGCUACUUUACGGAAAAAGCGGAGUGAUAUUGAUCCAUCACAUUUAGAGGGUUUGAAGAGGAGGACUGCCUUUCAAACCACACUAAACAAACUAGAUGAAGUUGUGCCAAACUCCAAACAGUCGAGGGCUGCAGAAAACGUAAUGUCAGACUCAAGAGUUGCAACAAUCAAACAGCGUCCAUCAAGCAGGUGUUUUCCUUCUACUUCAGAUGCAAAUUCAAUCUAUGAUCGUCAAGGUAUUGCUGUUAUGCCUCCUACUGUUCCUGAAAGCUCUAAUAGCCCCUAUCUAGGAGUACCACGGGGAACCAUGCGAAGGCAAAAAUCCAUAGGUAUGUUAGAAGAAGAGAAACAAUUUUUAGCUCCUCCAUUACUAAAAUUUACAAGGAGUCUGUCAAUGCCAGACACAUCUGAAGACAUUCCACCUCCACCAUCAGUUUCCCCUCCUUCACCUCCUUUUCCACCAAAAUCUCCUGCUCCAAGGGGUUACGGUACAAUCAGACCAAGUUUCAACCAUAAUUCUGGGAUGAGAUCCAUCAAUUCAAACCGACCAGGGAACACAGGAACACUCAAUACAGACCGAACAAAGAGAGAGAAAGUGAUGUUUUACAGACAAGAGUCCUCUGAUCAAUAUUCUGUUGACUCCGAAGAACAGUACAAACAUAAUAUUCCUCCCCUGCAGCAAAACGUCAGAAACAGGAGGAGCAACAUGCCAGAAAAUCCAUAUUCUGAUGUUGGAAAUUCAGCAAAUAAAGCGGUUUACGUUCCUGCCAAACCAGCCAGAAGAAAAGGACAGUUGGUAAAACAGUCGAAAGUUGAAGACAGCCCAGAAAAGACCUGCUCCAUUCCCAUCCCUACCAUUAUUGUGAAAGAACCUUCGACAAGCAGCAGUGGUAAGAGCAGCCAAGGAAGCAGCAUGGAAAUCGACUCGCAAGCUUCGGAAAACCAGGGUCAGCUCCGGCCAGAUGACAGCUUCUGUAAUCCUUUUGCGGCCGCCAUUGCCGGUGCGGUUAGGGACAGGGAGAAGAGAAUCGAGGCUCGGCGCCACUCGCCUGCGUUCCUUUCAACAGAUCUCGCCGACGAAGAUGUUGGCCUCAUGCCACCGAGUCCACGGUUGAGACAUUCCAAAUCCAUUGACGAAGGGAUGUUUAGUGGUGAAGAACGUUACCGUCAGUUCAUGGUUCCAUUGGGCGCAAAUUACAGCGGCACGGAAACUGGCAAUCAACGGAUGUCAAACACAAGGAUACUUAAUGUUGCUACUAAAACGGAAAUUAUUGAAGAUAAUGCAGGAAGUGAAAACAUUUAUAAUGCAUCAAAUGUACCCAACAUUAACAGUAAUUACGUUCAUCCAGUGAGUGGCAAAGUAUUGGAUUCAAACUCCCCGCUAGCCCUCGUUUUUGCUGCAAGAGAUCGAGCGAUGAAGGACCAAUCGCUGCAAAACCAUAGCAAACCCGAACCUGCAAAGACUGACCUAAUAAAACCACUUUACAUCGACACAAAGUUGAGGUCAAACAUGGAAACUGCAGCGGCCGCCUCUGCCUCUCUCACCAGGCAGAACCAAGCCGGCUCUUCAGCUACGCUGAGAAAAGAGAUGAAUUUGAAACCCGAAACGGAAGCGAGUAAAGAAGAUNAAAAAGGCGACGACAAGAAAAACAUGCUCAUCGAUAUUGUGGACACCUCGCAGCAGAAGACAACGGGAUUACUCAUGGUGCAUUCAGUCGCUGGAGCAAAGCCCGACAACUCGGGCCAGAGCGGGAACGGAGAGAGCAAAACCGAGAACUUGCCGGCAGACACCACGCUGAACAGAAGCCAAGUUGCGAGCAAGGCUUCAGAGUCGAAAAAAGCAGAAACUCCCAUUUCGGCUGGCAAAACGAUCAUUACUAUUAGUUCAGUGGAAGAUUCCACAGUUUUACCCUUCCGCAUACCACCGCCCCCGCUUGCGUCCAUCGAUGUGGAAGAAGACUUUAUAUUUUCAGAACCUUUACCUCCGCCGUUGGAAUUUGCAAAUAGUUUUGAGAGUUCCGAGGAUCCCCCAACAGUCCAAUCUCUGUCGGAUUUAUUAAAGCAGAAUAAAGGGAUGGUUUCCUCUUCUUUGUCGUUGCACAACAGGGAGACGAUCAACUCAUCGCAGAUUUCUUCAGACAGUAAAAAGCAAGCUGGUCUUUCCAAUUCCUUACCCGCUACCUGCCCAAAGCCAGAAGCUUUUGAUAAUGUAGUUGAUUCAGGGAUAGAAGAAGUUGAUAGUCGAAGCAAUAGUGACUAUCAUUUGGAAACGACUAGCACUAUAUCUACAGUCUCGAGUAUCUCAACAUUGUCUUCAGAGGUUGGCGAAAACUUAGAUACAUGUACAGUCUAUGCAGAUGGGCAGACUUUUUUGAUUGACAAACCUCCAGUUCCUCCAAAGCCAAAAGUCAAGCCCAUUAUCAACAAAAAUAAUGCAAUUUACAAGGAUGCUUUGAUAGAAGAAAACCUAGAUAGUAUGUUCAUCCCACCACCUGCACCUCCUCCCCCAUCUGGUGGUGUACAGUGCGAAACACAUAAAACUUCACAGCAGAGGACCUCAAAGCUAUGGGGUGAUGCACCGGAUACAAAAUCCCCCGUCACACCAGAUGCAAAGGCAAAUGUCAUUAGUGAAUUAAACUCAAUCCUACAACAAAUGAACAAGGAAAAGGUGCCCAAACCGACAGAGGCCUUGGAUUCCCCUACAGGAUCGAGAGGAGCGGCAUUUGGAAUAAGGAGUCCUGAUGGAUUGAACAAUACUUCAGAUGCACAAAGGAACGCAACUGUAACUUUCACAAUCCGACCUGGAACAAACCAACCGAUAACAGUGCAGAACAGGACGUCAGAUUUUGACAGUAUGACAAUUUUGAAACGGGCUCCGAGUCCUGUGGCCUCACUAACGGAAACGUGUCAAGCAGCCAGGCCUUCCUCUCUCCCAACUAUACCCUCAUCAUCUACCCUCUCUGAUGCCUUUGGCCAAAGUCAACCGGUUACUGGGGACGGACGAUUUGUCAUCCAGCCAGGCCGCAGUCGGUCUCCGUCACCCUCUACAUUGCAGACGCCAGUCUCCAACAAACCUUUCACAACCAAGCCUGUCCAUCUUUGGACUAAACAGGACGUAGCAGAUUGGCUAGAAACCUUGAACCUUGGAGAGCAUAAAGAUGCAUUUUUGGAUAAUGAAAUAGAUGGAACCCAUUUACCAUCGCUUCAGAAAGAAGACUUAAUAGAUCUUGGAGUGACUAGAGUUGGUCAUCGAAUGAACAUAGAACGAGCUUUAAAACAGCUGUCAGACAGAUAGACAAAUAUUCAUUUGGAUGCUUUAAUCUACAACUGAAAGAUUAUUUCAUUAUUUUUGUCAACAGUCUACAUUCACCAUAGCUCUGGCUGGAAUAUAAUGUGUGACUGAAAUAUUUUUAAACGCUCAGCAUGAACAUUUGUUCAAAUAAGCCUCUAGUACAUUUAUAAGCACAAUAAGUUGACCGUAUCAGUGGCCCAUCAGCCUGGUAACGACAGGCGCCACUGGUAUGCUGAGAAGAAUAGUGCAAAAGUGAAGAUCCUUUUGUGAUGUAAAUAUACUACAGCAUAAUCUAUAUUUUGAACAAUGACCUUUUAAUAUUGACCUCACUUGGACAUGUGUCUUAAUGAUACUGUAGUUGAACCAGCAGAGCUGUGUUAUACUUUCUAUCUUUGCUAGUACAGUAUUUCUUCACAAGGAUCACAGUCAAUAAUGUAGAAGAUGUGCAGCAAAUCAGCUAAACGUAUUUCACUUCUCUACCUUUCCUUUGGACAAAGGUGAUGCCGACCAGAAUUCUUUCCUUUCUGCUGAUCUCAGUCUUUAUCAUUUCCAGCAUUGUGAAAAAAAAGUAAGAAGCUCUUUAACCUUUUCACAUUUUGACAUAAUUUCGUAUUACUCUACAACGAUGGGUGCAGGAGGGAGGUGGGCACUGUUGUAGGAUUUGUUGAGUUUUCCUUGAAAGCUAAUACAGAUUUUUUGCUAUGUCUUUCCAAUGCUGUUGACAGGAGCAGCUUUUGAUAACAGUGACAAGGGUGUUGAAACUAAUCAUUAUUGUCUUCCAUUAGAGUGCAGGUGAUUUACCACAAUUAUUUACUAGAGCGAUGGGAAUGCUCUGAAUGGGCCAUGUCAUUGUUCAGUUGCAGAGCAGAUGGGAUUUGCUCAUUCAAGCUGUGCCAGAAACACAUCUCGCUUAUUGGAAAUGAAAAGGAUUUAUAUUUGUCAUUUUAGCUGCUAUUUUUCACAGCUGUAUAGGUUUAUUCUGGUUAAUGAUAUGUAAUGUAAUGUAUUCCAAUCAAGGAUAUAGCUGCACAGUAAAUUAACUUUUGAAUGUGCUUUGCCAAAUGACAGGAAAAGUUCAACCUGAGCAGAUUGCUUUGUAAGGCAAUAGUAGUCGUGAAAGAUACAGCCUGGCCUUUUUUUUAUUAUUAUUAAUGCUGGACAAAAUGUCAUAAUUCCCAGCAUAAAAGAUUAAUUAUACAGUAGAAAGGGCAGGUGUUAGACACAUUCUUACCGCCACCUUAUGUAUUCACACUUUAGGUCUGCAUUUGUUACAUAUUGUAAUUAAAAUUUGCAAUUACAUGCUUAGUUUGUGAAAUAAUUGUGUAUACAGUACCAAAUCUCAAGAUGUAAAUUGUGUAUAACAUAGAGGCCUCCCUGUUCACAGGAGACUGAGUGCAUUUCAUACUAUUAACUUUGACAAAAAUGAUUAGCUGUGACUGUUGGAACAUUUUAAUUCACAGGUUUUACAUUUUGCACAGCUCUUAGUAUUUAUUUGUGGUACUUAUCAUUUAGCUAUAUACUGUAGUUGAUUCACUGACUUCUCUGUAAUUGCAGCUGCAAAAUUAUCCCAGUUGAUCUGGCAAUGAUUACAUCAAUGAGCCUACAAUAUCAUUUUCUUUACAAACAAUAGUAAUUUAAUUUUUGCUAGUGUGUUAAGGUGUAUCUCACUAUAAUUUGUGUAAAGACUUGUGUUCAGGUUAUUAAUGUUGCUGUAAUUUCUGUGAUUUAUAUAUCCUUAACAAGAAUUCAUUAAGAGCUCCUGUAACUGCACUUUCCCCAACUCCUUAAUAAUCUUGUAUGGCAACCAAAUUAUUAUAAGAAAUAAAUAUUAUGCCGAAUUAAAGUUGUAUUUUUGACUGAAGAUAUCAAUACGUUUUAAAAGAAUUGAUCUCCAUUCUGUUUCCCUAACUAGGUUGUGUUUCCAAUAACCAAAUCACUUAAAUUUUAGUUUAACUGGCUCAAAAAAAAUGCACACCAUUAUAUUCUUUCAAUUUCCCCCUAAUUCUUUUCUAUCUUUUCUUAGGUCCUUCAAUAUAUAGUAUGCAUCUUUUUACUGACCAAGAGAGCAGAGAGGCAACUUAAUGUUGAAAAUGUUUAACUUUUUUUUAUUAAAAAGAGAACUGUAUUCAAACAAUGAAUAAGAAAACAGUCGACUUAAAUCAGUCCUGUGAAAUGUAAUGGAAAACUUUUGAGAGACAUAUAGUAUUGAAGGAAUCAGCUUGUGUUUUAGAGUUUUCCUAAUGCAACGAUGAAAGUUGCUCAUUGAAUUGACCAAAUGACAUGUAUGUGAUUUGCUGAGUGUUAAUUAACGGAUGGGAGAGAAGGACAGCAUUGUGUUUUUUGAUGUAAAUGAGCUGGAGACAACCUGGAAAGGAUGUCGUUGAGAGACAUUGGAGGGUUGUAAAAAAAAUAAGUCUCGCAAAUGCCAAAAAGUUGAAGACAGCAGCAGUGUCGCAGGUUAAUGUUAACAAGAGUUAUCCACUCAUUGCAAAAUCUUCAAUUGAUUUUUUUUUAAAAAAAACCUUCACCAUGUGAAAGUCACUGACUGCAGAAGUCUCCUCGCCCUUCGAAACAGGCAGUCACCUUCACCGCAGCAUUCCCACCUAACUUCAACAAACCCGGUUGAAGUCAGGUGGCCACAGUUCUUUAGCAAGUCACCAACCAAAUGAUUUCAGUACUGUAAUUGUUUAGUUUUAACAUUUUUUGUUAGUGAUUGGAAUGGAAAUGCCACUGUGAGCUUAUGCAAAAUGUGAAGUGAGUGUUU
Molecule: messenger RNA, 8694 nt
Organism: Callorhinchus milii (elephant shark)
Lineage: Eukaryota; Metazoa; Chordata; Chondrichthyes; Chimaeriformes; Callorhinchidae
Gene: shank2b
Product: SH3 and multiple ankyrin repeat domains 2b
Cellular component (GO): postsynaptic membrane; dendritic spine; postsynaptic density
Molecular function (GO): ionotropic glutamate receptor binding; synaptic receptor adaptor activity
Source: RefSeq, a predicted model, not a curated record